Molecule: messenger RNA, 2658 nt
Organism: Trifolium pratense (red clover)
Lineage: Eukaryota; Viridiplantae; Streptophyta; Magnoliopsida; Fabales; Fabaceae
Product: probable polygalacturonase
Exons: 6
Coding region: 846-2246 (466 amino acids)
Biological process (GO): carbohydrate metabolic process
Molecular function (GO): polygalacturonase activity
Source: RefSeq, a predicted model, not a curated record
AUUCAUUCUCACAAUUUCGGUGUAUUUUAUGCGGUGUCAGAUAUAUAGUAUAGUAUGGUAUUGUAUUUGUGUGUCAAAAUACUAUUGAUCCUAUUCUAUAGUACAUUUAAUAUUUUUGGGCUGAAUAUACUUAAGCACUUUAUAAUGUUGACUUAAUAUAUAGGAAAAACAAGAACAAAUGAUUAGCAUAGUAGUUAGUAGUAAGGAUCCGAAGUAGUAGUAGUGUCAAGUAGUUAAAGCUAAACAUAGUGAUCAUGAUGAUGAUUCUGAAUCUUCACUGAGACAAAUUCAUUGUUUCUUUCUCUUUCUCAAACUCAAUCUUCAUUCAUUCAUUCAUUCUUCACCAACAACACCACCAUGCAAAUCUAAAUUCAACAAACUUCCAACCUUAAUCACUGUCUGUCUAUGUUUGUAUGUCACUGUCUCAAACUUUAACAACAGUUUCAUAAAUCAAACUUCACUCUUUUUUAGUUUAACAUCUUCAUCACUUUCACUCUCUUCAUUCAUUCAUUCAUACAACACUUUCUCUUUCUUUCUUCUUCUUCUUCUUUCUUGACCCAUUAAAGAGAGGAAAAAAAAGAGUUUAAUUUUAGAGGGUCCUACUGGUGUUUAUAUUUUUGUUAGCAACAACAGUCUCUAUCAAUGAUUUGGGUGGUGGUGUGUUGUGUUUACUCUAUCAUCAAUUGACCCACCCAAUCAAUAUCAAACUUUCUUAUUGUUCCUUAACAUUUUUCUUAUCUAAUUAAUAACCAAAAUCUCAUCUUCUACUUCACAUUUUUCCAGUCUUUUUCAUCACUAGCAACUCCAUUUUUCAAUUCAAAACCUAAAUAACGGAUCUCAUUCUUAUGAGGAAACCUUCAACAAUUGUGGAUGUGUUUCUGGUACUUGCAUUGUUGUGUUGUAGCUCAUGGAAAGUGUGGAGCAUCACACUUUGCAAAGAGACAAACUUGGACAAAGUUAGACCUCAUAGUGUCAGUAUUACUGAAUUUGGUGCUGUUGGCGACGGGAUCACUCUCAACACAAAAUCGUUUCAGAAUGCGAUUUUCUACCUAAAUUCUUUUUCAGACAAAGGUGGAGCCAAGCUUUUUGUUCCAGCCGGUAGGUGGUUAACCGGUAGUUUUGAUCUCAUUAGCCACCUAACUUUGUGGUUGGACAAGGAUGCAGUAAUUCUUGGAUCAACGAACUUCGAGGAUUGGCCGGUUGUUGAUCCUCUACCGUCUUAUGGACGAGGAAGGGAGUUGCCGGGUGGGAGACAUAGGAGCCUCAUCUAUGGAAGCAAUUUGACUGAUGUUAUCAUAACAGGUAACGAGGGAAUUAUUGAUGGUCAAGGGAGUAUCUGGUGGAGCAAGUUUAGAAACAAAACUCUGGAUUAUACACGUCCGCAUUUGGUAGAAUUGAUAAAUUCAACCGGGAUUCUCAUUUCAAAUUUAACAUUCUUGGAUUCUCCAUUUUGGACAAUUCAUCCUGUAUAUUGCAGCCAAGUCACAAUUCAGAAUGUCACAAUUCUUGCUCCUCUCGAUUCACCAAAUACAGACGGGAUUGAUCCAGACUCUUCUGAUGAUGUGUGCAUUGAAGACUGUUAUAUAAGCACUGGUGAUGAUUUGAUUGCCAUCAAAAGCGGAUGGGACGAGUAUGGAAUUGCAUUUGGUCGUCCGAGCACAAAUAUCGUCAUCCACAGGCUUGUUGGGAGAACUCGUACAAGCGCAGGGAUAGCUAUUGGAAGUGAGAUGUCGGGCGGUGUAUCAAAUGUUCGUGCUAAAGAUAUACACUUUUAUGAUUCAUAUUCUGCAAUCAGAAUAAAGACUUCACCCGGAAGAGGCGGUUAUGUUAGAAACGUCUAUGUCUCUAACAUGACAUUGACUAAUGUUGAUAUUGCUAUUAGGUUCACCGGUUCAUAUGGUGAACAUCCAGAUGAUGGUUAUGACCCAAAUGCUCAACCGGUGAUUGAAAGAAUUACUUUCGAGGACGUGACAGGAGAAAAUAUAACAAAAGCAGGUCUUAUAGAGGGUAUAGAAGGUGACAAUUUUGUGGAUAUCUGCUUAUCAAAUAUCACCCUUAAUGUGAGCUCAAACUAUCCAUGGAACUGCUCUAAUGUUAGAGGAUACUCUGACAAGGUUUUGCCGGAAGCUUGUGAACCGCUAAAAGAGAGAAUAUUUCCUGACCAUUGUUCGGACUGUUACCAUUUGUCGAAUCAUCGACAAAGUUCAAAUAAUCAAAACAUAGGACAAAAAUUUCACUUGACAUAAGAAGUUGAGUGGAGUUGCUGAUCUGAUAUGUUCAUCUGCAGAAAGAUAUACCGAGAGCGAUGAUUGUUUCUUGUAACGUUGUGUGCAGUGGCAAAUAAUCGAGUGAUUUAUCAGAAAAAAAAAAAUAGGAAGUUGAAUUAUUUCAUGUCCUGCUUUUCUAGCUACCUUUGGCUUUGGCAAAGAAAAAAAAAUGAAAGUUUUGUGUCUCCCCUUUAGGUUGUAAGGGAAAUAUAGUGUGUUUGUUGGUAGAGGUGAGAUAUAGUUAUUCUUCUGACACAGUUCCCUUUUGCUACAAUGUUGUUGGACAUUGAAGAUUUUGCACAAGUUGGAGGCAGGUGUUUGUUUGAAUAAGGAAUCCAAUAAACAAACUUCCUAGAAAGGUGGAAUCUAAUCAAUUACAUCCUUUUUUUUU